ACUCAUUACUCUCUCAAUUUCAAAAUAUUUGUUUUCUUUCCUUUUUUUUAGCCCUCUUUUCUGUUACUGAGAAUUUCACUGUCAUACAUUUUGUUCUACUUUAUAGAAAUAUAAUAAGUUAUCAAUAUCUGUUUUUGUACAAUUUAUCUUCUCUCCCUUUAAAUUUCUUGAGAAAGAGGAAGAAGAAAAUAAGUGACAUGGUUAGUACAUAGAAUUCUUGUUUUCUGGAAUCUGAAAUUUCAUGGCUUCUCACAAGUUUUGCUCUUUCUUUUUUCUAAUUUCUUGUGCAACUUCAAGAUUAUUGUUUGUUGAUCCACAGAUUUAUCUGCAUUCCCACUUUUUCAGUGCAUUCUUGGUGCAUGUGAUUCUUGAAAACAUAACUUAUAUCAACAAUUGAAACUGUUAGCCCAAUUUUGAUCCCUAGAGUAAAAUUUUCUGUUACAUGGUGGAAUAUCGAGAUUGUAAAUUUAGUUUACUAGUUGAGUUGAUUCUUCACCUCAUAUUGAAUUUGGAGUUGCAAGUGGGGUAGUGGAUUUGUAAUUGUAACUCUUUGUUGAAUAUUGAUAUGCUGGUAAUUUGAUGAUGAAAAUGGAGCAUUGAUCCUUGAUCAUAGAACUGCUUUUGUGUUUUAUUAUUUUAAUUUUAUAAGCUUUAUUGAAUUCCUUUUGAUUCCAACGGAUGGAUUUUGCAAAUGGGGCAGAAUCGUUUACCAAAAAGAGAUUGGCUUGGAACCCUUUUAAAGAGCAGCUUUGGAUGCUGUGAAGAACACAAAGACAUUAGGUUUAAUGAGAAGAAUGUGUUCUGCAUAGAUUGCGUAGCUGGAUUGUGUCGGCACUGCAAGGAAGCUCAUUCCCUCCAUCGAAGGUUUCAGAUAUACAAAUAUUCCUAUCAAGAUGUUGUGCGCCAUUCUGAACUUCAGAAGUAUUUUGAUUGCUCAAAUAUCCAGACUUACGUGUCCAAUAAUGAAAAGAUUGUGCAUCUCAGACCCCGGACUUCAUCCAAAGAAUUCAAGCUAGCAAGAAGAUCCAAGUUUGAUACUCAUCUAUUCUCUGAAUCUAGUGCCAAAGAAGCCAAAGUAACAACACCUCCAAAGUGGGGUGCUACUUGUGAAGAAUGUGGAAAGCAUCUACAAGAUGAGCGCAAUCGAUUCUGCUCCAUUACGUGCAAGAUCUCAGUGCUUCCACAAGAUCAAGGUCAUUCUAUAAAGAAAAAUCUCAAUGCACAAAGGAUUCCGGAGGAGGGUGUUAACCAACAUGAUAACCCAAACUCAGAAACUGAGUCAUCUAUCUCUGUGGCCGAGACAUAUGAAUGCUUUGAAGUUGUGAAUUUCAGAAAGCGCCCAAGGAAAGCCACCCCUCAGAAAUCAUGUCAUUUUGUCUUCACUUAUUGAAAAUUGUCCUUUCUUAGUUUUUCUUGUAUUCUAGUUUUCUUUCCAAUUUUGGAGAAUAAGAAUUCUUGGAACAUUUGAGGGAAACUCAAGUCAACCCCACUGCAUCCCAUUUUGGGAUUCAAAGUUGGGAAUUCAGUAGCUUUGAGAAUAGUCACUUGCUGAGCUUGUACAGCACAGGGUUGACAGUAAAUUAAAGGUGUACAGGAUGCACUUUGGUUACUUUUUAAUUAAUUCCAUCCUUUUCAUCUCUUAUAGUGAGCUGCAAAUUAGUGUC
Cajanus cajan (pigeon pea) is the source of this 1664-nucleotide messenger RNA. Its product is annotated as protein RGF1 INDUCIBLE TRANSCRIPTION FACTOR 1. The record is from RefSeq and is a predicted model, not a curated record. Lineage: Eukaryota; Viridiplantae; Streptophyta; Magnoliopsida; Fabales; Fabaceae. Gene Ontology annotation, molecular function: zinc ion binding.